Molecule: messenger RNA, 1629 nt
Organism: Dovyalis caffra
Lineage: Eukaryota; Viridiplantae; Streptophyta; Magnoliopsida; Malpighiales; Salicaceae
Source: the annotation of a GenBank genome assembly
AUGGGGAGUAGGGUUCCAGUGCAACACUACAACUUGAGAUCAGCUGAUUCCUUCAUUGCCACCGAUUCUCCCAAUGAUCUCAACACCGUCGAUUCUCGUCCCUCGAACAUCGAUUCCAUUUCCGCCGGCGCCGAUCAUCCCUUGAACGCCGACGAUGAUUCCGAUGCUGUUGACUGCAUUCAUGAUUCGUAUAGGAAUUCCUUACCACUUCACAGUGUAGGAGUCGAAGAAGAUCACACUAGCCUUGAGAAUAGUGGGUCUUCUGGAGGUGCAUAUGAUAUAUUGACAAUUCAGGAUGUUUCACCUAUCGAAACUGCCAGAGCAAGAUUUUUGCAAAUAAUUGUGGAUCACUUUAUUAGUGACCAUGUGAUUGAAGUGGCUGAUAAUGAGUCAGAGUAUGCUGGUAACUCGAGACAAGAUAAACUAACUAAGAGGAAAUCUGGAGAUGUGCAAUAUGAAGGCGAUCCGAGGUUCGCUUUGCCUUUGAUGUAUGUUGCUAAUGUGUACGAAACUCUAGUGAAUGAUGUGAAUAUGAGACUGGCUUCUUUGAAUGGUAUUCGUGAUAAGACCAUUGGAGUAGCCCUUGAAGCUGCUGGUGGUUUGUAUAGAAGAAUGGCCAAGAAAUUUCCUAAAAAAGGUUCUUGUAUAUUUAAAAGAAGAGAAUUGGCAACUUCUCUUGAGACAAGGACCAGAUUUCCAGAAUUAGUAAUACAAGAAGAGAAGAGAGUUCGCUUUGUGGUGGUCAAUGGUUUGGAUAUAGUUGAGAGACCAAGCAGCAUGCCUAUGGAAGAUGCUGAGUGCAUAAUUGCAAUAUUGGAAUUAGGGGGUUUAGUUAUCAUCACACAGAAACCAUUGACUGGGACCUUUCAUGGGAAACUCAAUAAAGAAAUAUGCUGCCAGGAAUUAGGAUUAAGGAAUCAGUUAAACCAAAGAGUGAAGUUCACCAUGAGAGCUAUAGAGGUUGCUGGAUUUGGCAUUAAGAGUCCUAAGGGUAAAUUAAAUCCCUCGAACAAUGUGUUUUCUGAAAAAUGGACGACAAACUUUAGGAUGGAGAUGAGGUUUAGACGAUUAACAGGUCGGAAUGAAGUAGCUGUCUCUGCUCGAGAUUAUAAAUUCUACUCUCCAAGGCACAAGUACAGGCGUGUUUUGUCUAAUAUUCCUGGUUUGGCUACACUUUCUACAGAAGAUAAUCCUUCUACAAUGGCUACUGCACAAGGAUUCCGCUCUGGUUGUAAAUAUUUUGAUGCCUAUCAGCCACAAAAUGAGCAGCAGACUCCUACGAAACAUCAUGUGCAACCAUUGUCACAUCAACCUCAAUUUCACCCAAUACACCAGAACCAUCAUCAAGAAGUUCAUCAAAGUCAGCAUGCAACCCACUUUUCUCCACACAUGCCUGAAAUUGCUCAUGCUAGCCAGUCUCCUACCAUUUCUCAGCACAUGGCCUACUUGCAGCCCAUAACAGGAGGCCAUGUUGGAGGGCGCCUGCAGUUAAUGUCUAAUUAUGUCAUGACAAUGAGUACGCUAUCUCAAGCUUGGAAUGGCACUAGGAAAGGUGAAAUUUCUAUUUCUUUGUUAUGCUCAAUGGUGUCAAAGAGAUUCACUUAUACAUCAGUCCCAAAACCAAUAUAG